This is a messenger RNA of Erigeron canadensis, 1994 nucleotides long. RefSeq names its product pectinesterase-like. The record is from RefSeq and is a predicted model, not a curated record. Gene Ontology annotation, molecular function: pectinesterase inhibitor activity; pectinesterase activity. Gene Ontology annotation, biological process: cell wall modification. Lineage: Eukaryota; Viridiplantae; Streptophyta; Magnoliopsida; Asterales; Asteraceae. The transcript has 2 exons. The coding region runs from base 71 to 1831 and encodes 586 amino acids.
CCCCUUGUCUCACUUUUGCAUUUACAUCAAUUCACCCAUCUACCACCAUUUAAGGUUGUUUACCAUCACAAUGCAUUCCAGUAAUAUGAUCACUUCCCAAAUCACAUCCUCUAAACGCCGUCGUUUCAUAACUUUCCUCAUCCCUUUCACAACUCUGUUGCUACUCACACUCUCCAUUUCUUCAUACUUCACAUUUACAAAACACCGCCCUUCACUUUCACUAUUCACAAAACCAACCCUUCAUCAUUUACACAUCUACAAAAACCUCCAAACUGAAACCGCCCAAAUACAAUGCGCGGGUGCACUGUACCACGAAUUAUGCGUAGCCACACUGACUCGCAUUGUACCGAAUCUCGCUUCAAAAACAUUACCGGAUAUCAUAUCUGCUACUAUUAAUGAAACGAUAUCCGACGUUAGAGCGACUGACUUUAAUGUCACAAACAUUCGUAGAAAAUUACCACAUCUCACCAUCCUAGAAGUCCGUGCCUUAGAAGAUUGUCACACGUUGUUUUUAGAGACAGUUUCGCAACUUAAAUCCGUAGUAACAGAUUUAUCAAAAUCGCCUAGCGAAAAAUACAAUGAUCUAAGAACAAUGUUAAGUGCAGCCAUGACAAAUCAAGCCACGUGUCUAGAAGGAUUUGAAGGUAGCAAAUCACAAGUUAAAAUAAGUCGUCAUUUCCGAAAAGCGUUGAAAGGAAUUACACGUCAAGUUAGUAAUUCACUUGCAUUGUUAAAAAAAAUCAAUGGCACAAGUAAUGACAAUAAUAAUUUCGAUGAUAUGUCUAGUGGUGGAAAUGGUUUUCCAAAGUGGUUGAGAAAGAAGGAUAGGAAGUUGUUACAAAUAAUGUCGAACGAGACGAGUAAGUUUGAUUUGGUGGUUGCGAAAGAUGGAAGUGGGAAUUAUACGACGAUUGGGGAAGCUUUAAAUGCGGCACCGAAUGCUAGUGCGACAAGGUUUGUUAUAUAUAUCAAAGCAGGGGCGUAUUAUGAGUAUUUGGAGGUGAUUAAUAAGAAGAAGAAUUUGAUGUUUGUUGGUGAUGGCAUCGGGAAAACCUUGAUUAAGGGGAAUCGAAGCGUUGUGGAUGGGUGGACUACUUUCAGAUCCGCCACCGUCAUUGUCGCGGGUGCAAACUUCAUGGCAAAAGGUAUCACCUUCGAAAACUAUGCGGGACCAAGCAAGCAUCAAGCAGUUGCAUUACGUAGCGGGUCUGAUUUCUCAGUAUUCUACCAAUGUAGCUUCGUAGCCUACCAAGACACCCUCUACGUUCACACUCUUAGACAAUUCUACCGUGAAUGCGACGUUUAUGGCACUGUAGAUUUUAUUUUUGGCAACGCGGCCGUUGUGUUCCAAAAAUCAAAUUUCUAUGCCAGACAACCUGACCCGAACCAAAAGAACAUUUUCACAGCUCAAGGUAGAGACGACCCAAAUCAAAACACAGGUAUUUCAAUACUAGAAUGCAAAAUAGCUGCUGGAUCAGAACUUAUACCUAACCAAACCAUGUUUAAAUCGUACCUUGGACGACCAUGGAAAACGUAUUCAAGAACAGUUAUUAUGAGAUCAUAUAUAGGAGACUUGAUUGACCCGGCCGGUUAUUUGGAAUGGGAUGGGGAUUUUGCAUUAAGUACGUUAUACUAUGGUGAGUAUAAGAAUAGAGGACCCGGUUCAAAUACGAGUGCUAGGGUCACAUGGCCUGGAUACAAGCCGGUUUUGAAUGAUACAGAGGCGAGUCAGUUUACUGUCGCGAAUUUCAUUCAAGGCAUCGAAUGGUUGAACAGUACUAAUGUUCCUUAUUAUCUCGAUCUUCAACAGAACUUAACGGUUUUGAAGUGAUGAUUUGUUAAUUGGUGGUUGUUUGAAAAUUAUGGGAAUAUUGUUUAAUUAGGCUAAAAGUUUUUCGUUGUUGUGUUGACUUUCAAUAGUAUACUGGAUAGGUGAAAACAUUUGUAUUCGCUUUGUAUCGUGGUAAUAAUUUAUUGUUGUAGAAUUGCUAAAA